Molecule: messenger RNA, 8872 nt
Organism: Penaeus monodon (black tiger shrimp)
Lineage: Eukaryota; Metazoa; Arthropoda; Malacostraca; Decapoda; Penaeidae
Gene: brun
Product: protein brunelleschi-like
Exons: 20
Coding region: 865-4938 (1357 amino acids)
Cellular component (GO): trans-Golgi network
Source: RefSeq, a predicted model, not a curated record
GUGCUCAGUAGAUCUCAGGUUUCGGAAGUGGAAACACGUGUCUCUUUCGUCGUGUGUGCCGUGUUUACCCGCAGAUGUAAUUUUCCUUCAGCGUUACGCGAUUUUGUUUAUGUGAAAUUUAAGAAUUACCCACGGAAAAAAAAAGAAAGAAGGAGAAAAUAGAUAAACUGUCCGCUUUUAAGAGUGAUGUAAGAGUGCGAUAGUAAGCCAGCGUGAAGCGAGCGUGAAGCAAGCGUGUGCAAUAAAGAGUGAAACAACAAGGUCGGCAGUGGCCAGGCAGCGCGUGGUGCCCUUCUUCCCCGCUCGGCUUGGAAUCAAGGACGUGGCUGGUCAGAAGCGCCGUGAGUUGCGGGCUCCUGUCGCGCUCUCUCCCGCCCGGUCGCUCGCUGCUUUUGCCGUUAUUCGGGCGUCAUUUUUUGGGCGUGUCCUCCUCGGGGAUUGGCGUCCUUCGGGAAGAAGAGAGGGACCUGCUUGAGUCCCUUUUUCCCUACCCCUACCGUCGAGCGAGAGGUCAUCGAAGGGAAGGAAGUCGAGGUCGGAAGAAAAGAGAAUUGGAAGAGAGAUAGAGAAUUGACGAGAGAGAGAGAAGGGCGUGGAAGCGAGGCUUGCCUUAUCCACGCUGUUUUGGAUUGGCUCUCUCGUUCUCUUUCUCGCCCUUUUCCCCUCGCUUUUUUUUGGUCCCUGACGCUCCGACCGGACCGCGGAGGGCGUGGUCCGCGUGGAUUCCUCUUGCCAAGCGCCACCCGAACGCGAGCCAGGGACCCUGCAGUAACACGCUCGAGGACGUCUGCUUACCGGUCCUCCACCAGCUGCAUGUGUUAGUGAUGGUGUGGCAAGGGCUGAGGGCUCCGGGCGGGGAGGGACAUGAGGUCUUCGGUGAGUGUCAUCCUCUCCAAUCCUCCGCCCGACACCACGAUGAGUUACCCAGACUACUGCACCAACCCGCACCACCACCAGACCCUGCUGGUGCUGGUCAGGCAAGUGGGGUCCCAGUUGAAGAGCCGUUCUUUCCAAAAACUGUACGAGCGCAUUAGCCGUGUUGGCCAUGUUAAGGUCAGUGACUCAAAUGGGUCCCAGCGACCUGUGUGGGUCACUUACCGAAGGGAAUACCCAGUCGAGAACAAUGACUGGGGAGAUUUCCAGACUCACCGUAGAGUUCUUGGCAUCAUCACAAUAGGUCAAGUUGGAAGCCAGAGUGACCUUAAUGAUAUCUGCAAGCAACAUGAGAGUCUCAAAGUCAAAUACUCGUCAACUCUCUACGAUUCUCGCUGUAUCAUCCUGGGGCUUAACCCUGAUGGUACCAUAUAUGAAGCAGACUCACGCAACCCUUCAAGGGGCACUUCUCCAGAGCCUAAUGGAGGCAUUGAUGGAGGGUCCCACCCACCAACCAUCAACGGCCAUGCACAGUCUACACACAUCAAGAAAAUCUCUGCCGGAAGCACGGACAGGGAUAGUGGGGUGUACGAGACAGUCAGUAGUGAAGACAAACCCACUGAUUCUGAUAGUCACUCUGAGAGUCCUCAGGGGUUGUCUGAAGGUAUGAUGGACCUUAAGAUAGACACAAACCAUGUUAAUGGGUCAGACUCAGGAAGUGAAAGUACAAGCGAAGUUGGUUGUUGCGAUGACAGCAAAAUGGAUUCCCCAAGGGACUCUGCAGUUGACUCAGCCCCUGACUCGGCCCACGAUACCAGUCAGUCAUCCAUUAGCACAUCAGCAUCCCAGUCAUCUAGACUGUCUCUCCAACCGCCAUCAAACUUCAAGACUCGUGCUCUCUUUUAUCCAACCAGUGAACAUGCUGUGAACAUAGAAAGUCAGCUGCAAGAGUUUGUCAGCUCACUCUUCUGGGUGCUGGAGUCUAAGCGCCUAGACAAGAGUCAGGAGAAGCUAGAGCGUCCGCCUCUGCUCUGUGCUCCCUUUGAACGCAAGGAUUUCAUUGGCUUGGACAUGGACUCAAGGACUAACAAAAAACGUUGUGUAGGUCGCUUAAGAAAACAGCUUGCAGACUUGACAUUGCAAGCAGGGUUACCAACUGAAGCCAUUGUACACUACAGUCACGCUGCUGACACAUUGCGUAAUUGUAAUGAUUGGCUCUGGUUGGCUGCUUGCUUUGAAGGCUUAUGUGCAGCAUCUGUCGUUAUGCUGUACCCUAAUCUGCGCAGGAGCUUUGGCCUCCAGCGCUAUUCCAGCCUAGGUGUUGGGGGGAACCAAGGAGGCUCGGGUGGGAUAGGAAACAGAAGUCGAAAUGGUGCUGUCAACACUAACUCCUUGCCCACUGGCUUGGAUCCGACAAUUGUAAAACAGACCAGCAAACACUGUCUCUCUCCAGACGACAUCAUUGACAAGUACCGUGAAGCCAUCGUCCAUUACAGCAAGUACCGUAAUGCAGGGGUAGUUGAAACAGAAGCAAGCAUCAAAGCUGUACAUGUCCUCAUUGAACAGAAGAGGUACCUGAUGGCAGCAGAAUUUCUCUCCAAUGUGGUCUUCAUCAACUUGCAACUCUCUGACGAGGAGAAGAUUGCGCGAUUCAAUGCCCUGGCAGAUUUGUACCAUCAGAUAGGAUUCCAUAGAAAGGCUUCCUUCUUUAGGCGCGUGGCCGCCAUGAGAUGUGUUGCCCCACAGAACCAGCAGCCAGACUGGGGUCAGUGCUAUCGCUUGCUCCUGCAGACUCUGGAGGGCUACAAGAUCUCGUUGGAUCCUCUGGAAUUCCGUAAAGAUGGUAGUCAGGGAUGGCCAGCACUACAGAUCCAGAUCCUACAGGAGUUAGUAGGCACAUCCCGUCGCAUGGGACAAAAUGCUCUGUGUACACGUCAUCAGGCAUUCUUGGUUUGUGCUAUGCUGCCGCACUUGAGUGAGUCUGAGCGCAAGGAGACGGCCAACAUGCUUGAGUCCCUGAGCGCACGGAGUGGGAGUGGGCCUGCCCCUCUCGUGGUGCAGGACACUGGGGUCAUCAUCCCACCUGUCAACUUCCUCAACAUACCUAUCUGCAGAACUGUUCGUGUGCAGCCACCAGCAGUGGGUAGGAAAGCAGAAAAGAAGCUCUCUCAAGAGGCUGAGGAAGAUACAGGACCUUUCAUCUUUUCACCCUUCAGUUCCUUGACCAGCAAUACCCAGCGUGCACAAGGCAAAAUGGAUUUCGACUGGGUGGAAGGAGAUGUGUGUGAAGUCAUCAUGGAUUUGGAAAACCCCAUGCCUUUUGAACUCAAAGUUGCAAGCAUGAUGCUGAUAACAGAAGGAGCUCAAUUUGAGUCUUGGACUUCGACUGUGGUGCUGAAGGCUGAGAGAGGACCCCAGCCUGUAACACUGCGAGGACGACCUCAGGGUGCAGGAGAACUGAAGAUAACAGGAUACUCAUCUACUGUGAUGGGUGUUAGCAGCAACUGUAGGCUGAAAUUUAUACCACACAUGAAGAUUCCUUUCUACACCAUCAAUGUUGUCUCAGCCUUGCCUUUUAUACAGAUAUUGACAGCAAAUAGUAACACUGGAAAUCUUGGGAGUGAAAGAGCAGUCAGCGAAGAGAGUGGGAACCUGCAUUUGUCUUUAUCGGCUGGAGAAACUCAGGAGUGUUCUGUGGUGCUGCACAACAUCUCUUCACAGCCAGUGGAGGAGAUUAGCAUUGCCCUAGAGUCCAAGAUGGACAAGACUUUGCUCUCCCAGGUGUUCCAGUACAGCGAAGAGAACAUCCAAGCCCAGCUUCCCAUCCAGCCAGGUGGUAAAGCAUCAGUGACAUUGUAUGUGUAUGCAUCGUCUGAUUUCUUAUGUCCCAGCCGCAUGAUGGACGAAUCCCUUGAGACCAGCAGUUUGGUGUCUGGCAGUGAACCUCCAUCCCUUGUGUCUGGUGGGCCCUCAUCAUUGCCUUCCAGACAGUCAGUGGCAACUUCCAGCACUCGUGGGGCACGCACUAGGCGGACAGAUUCCUCAGCAUCGCUGUUGUCUUCGAGAUCAGGGUCGAGCGUUAGAUCUGGGUCAUCCUCAUCAACCCAGGCACCUUCAUCCACUGCCAGAACAAGAACCACUCUCAACACAUCUGCUUGCACUGGAAGGACUUUAGAAGCUACCAUGCAAGUUAAAUACUCAGGUGGAUCGGGACUACUUGCUGACUACUGCCGUAGUACACAAGUCACAGUCACGGUGGAUGUAACCCCCUCUCUGUUGGUCACAAGAUGGGAUGUCCUGCCAGCCGAAUUACCCCACCAGUGUUAUGUUGUACUUGACCUGCUCAACUGUGCCACUCAUGAGAUGGACCUGCAUUAUACUCCUACCAAACAUAUACUGAUUGAGGCUGGAGACUCUUGCAGGGUACCCAUUCCUAUUGACCGCUGCCCUCUCGCCACCCUCACACAGAAUGGCAGUGACAAUGAGAGCGGGUGCGGUUGGUCAUCGGUGUUGGGUAACCAUGUAGCCUCCUUGGUGGAGCUACGCUGGACUCAAGGCCCCUGUGACACUCCAGGCCGAGCGUCUCUCACUGGCAUCACUUUCCCGCCUGCUACACAUGACCUCAUUACCAUGGCACCUAUACAUUGGGAUGUCCAAGUGGAUGGCCAGGAUGUUGUAGGUGGAACAGAAAACACUGGUAUGGUAGGAAGAACUUUGGAACUUUGCGUGGGAGUUACAAACACAAGUGGUGCUCCUCUUCCUCCUCUGAGCCUUAGAUUAACAGCUUUUCAAGACCACCAGAAUGGCACCUUGAACUACCGUCUUGAUGCCAAGAUGACUACUACGGGAGCGACUAAACUUACUACUCCACAGCUGGCUGAGGGAGAAGAGUUCCGGCAUUGUUGCGGGCUUGUGUUCUUCACAGCUGGAGUCUACAAAGUUGAGGUGACUUGCUCUCCAGCGGCAGCCGUGACCCAGACUUCGUUUUAUGAAAACAUCACCCCAGCGCACCAGCAUGCAUGGAAGUUUGCUCCACCACUUGAAAUAACAGUAACUGAUGCCUGAGUUUCAUAUAUUGAAUAGAAGACAUAUUCGAUUUGUAGAGGUUGCCUUGUCCCAUUAAAAAAUGAAAGAAAAAGUGAAAGAAAAUAUACAUUGCAUACAGCAUAGAAUACCUCCUUACUUUGAACUUAGAAGACUACCAUGACAGACUGUAAGUGCCACAGAGAUUCACCUGAAGGAUUUGUACAUAGAUACAGACUGGUGUAUCUUUGUGAACUCUCGCUUUGGGAAGGCUUGUGAAGUAAGCUGUUUGUACACUAGCCAUGUAAGUACAUUGUUAUGUUACAAUACUUGCUGUAAAUAAUUAUUUGAAAAUAGUUUUUUUCCCCCCAUACUGCAGAUAUGAAAAGAAUGACAGUAUUUUCAUGAUCACAAUUAUCAGUAUUAUGGUAGUUGUCUUCCCUAAGGAGAGAAGAAAUUAUGGUAUCUUUUGUGAUACCCUGAAGAAGUUCAUGUUGAACAUGGUAAUGGAGAAGAAGAAAUAACUCAUCUUGGAAGAAUGGUUCAGGUUUCUUUGCUGGUUUAGUGAUUUAUCCAAUAUCAGUGACGAUUAGUUCUCAAAAUUACUCAUCAUUUCUUUAGGCUUAUAUUUUGUAUACUACAGGUACUUGAGGAAUGGUUGUAAAUAUAUGACAUUUCAUUGAUUUGGAAAUGUGCCAGCUCGUUCUCUUGAUGGUUAUUUGAAAUUAGUUGAUUGUAAAUUGUGAUUGAAGCAGUUGAUUAGGCUGUUAUGUAAUAGCAAUAUUGUUACUCAGACUGGUUGCUUCCAGAAAUAUGUUUAUGAUUAAGUGAAGAAUUAGAACCAUGCAGAGACUAUAAUCUUCUAAAACCUUCAUGAUCAAGGUUUGUGUACAUUCUUAGCAAAUGUGGAAACAGAGACCGACCAUUAGGCUGUACAUUGGUUACUGUUUAAAUUAAUUUAUAUAAAGCUGAUAAACUGCAUUAUUACAACCAAAGUACCAUAGAGUGAUAUGUAUAUUAAGCACAUAUUAUAUAGAUGUAAAGAUACUUCCUAUUCAUAUGACAUGUACAACAGCACAACAUUUGUGCAUUUGAACCUUGUGAUAUGUAAAAUUGAGUGUAUGAUACUGUAAAGAUUAUUGUAUAAUUACCUAUAGCUGUAAAUUAAUCUUGUGUGCUUUACAUUGCAAUAAUUUAUAUGCAUCAAAGAUGUUAAGUCUAGAUUAAAAAGAUAGUUCUAUAAUAAGUGAUGUAAAAACCCUCGUCCCCUUCCUUCAUAAGACAGACCGUAAAUGUGAUGCAGUAGGACCUGCCAAGGAUAGCUUAGCCGUGUCUUCAAGUCAUCGCUAGAGGCAACUCUCUAUUAAACAUUUGCUUCUCUUUCGUAGGUAGUAACACUCUCCUAAAAAAAAAAUUUUUUUUUUUUUUUCUUCUUCUUCUUCUUCUUCUUCUUUCUUUAUUUCUUUUUCUUUUUAGUUAUUAUAUCGUGGGUGUGAUUUGUUUCAUAUGAGAAGGUAUCAUUUUUGCCUGCUAAAGACAUCUUGCUCUUUUCAUACUUGGGGUCCCAAGGUGGAUUCAUUUACUGCUGCAUCAUGUUGCAUUGUAAAGUUCAAAGAUAUGUACAGUACAGUGAAAUAUUAGCUCAUAGUAAUUGUUACUGGAAAGUUAUAAGUUUGUAACCAAUUAUUUUUUGUCUUUGAUGCUGAACACUGUAGGCUAUGAUAUUGUAAAAAAAACAAAACAAAACAACAAAAAAAAAGGUUUGCUAUUCAUAUUCUUGGUUUUGGUUAAUGUGAAAAGUCCCCUCAUGUAAAAUGUAAAGAAUGAAACAAGCUUUGUUAUAGAGUGAGGCCUUUGAAUAUACUCAAGAAGCAAUACUUCCUUUUUUGAAAAAUGAUAGUAAUAAUAAUCAUCGUCAUGGUUACUGGUUUCUGAUUCAGUAUUAGAUCAAGUGCUGUAAGAGUUAUCACAUUCUUGCUCACUUCGUUGUGCCUUUAAACCAGUGUAAACAAGUUUUUACAGACGUUACCUACAUCAGUGCCCGGUUGUCCUUCAUUUCAGAAAUGCCAUUUAAUGUGUACAGUGCUGUCCUAAAUGCUAUUUCAAGGCAAUUAUGUGUGUAAGACCUUUGCAUCAUAAAAUUCACUCUAGACUAUGUGACGGUUCGUUUCGCUUUCAUAUCAAAAGCUGAUGCUAAUAUCCUAUUUGUUUGGUUGCUGUAACAGGUAAACGCAUAAUUAUCAUUGACUUAAUUCAAAAUUAUGUAUUAAAAAUACUGAGUCAGGUAAUACCAGAUUUUUAUGAUGUUAUUCAUCUUAAAUUUUGUAAAAAGGAAAUGAUACAAUUGUUUAAAAAGGUAAAUUGAUAAUUUAUUAUUUUAACAAAUUAAAAUAAAGCACAAAAAGAGAUAAGAAAACACACACUCUCACAUUCACUCACACACACACACACACACACUCACACUCACACUCACACUCACACUCACACUCACACUCACACUCACACACACACACACACACACACACACACACACACACACACACACACACACACUCACUCACUCACUCACUCACUCACUCACUCACACUCACCACACACACACACACACACACACACACACACACACACACACACACACACACACACACACACACACACACACACUUAGAUUUUCUCUACUAAAUCCCAAAGCAUUUCUGCACAAAGAAAAAAUCAGUAAAUGUAAUCAACAUCUAUGUAAUGAAAGGCAUUCCUUGUCAGCAAGUAAGGAGCACGAGUGAUGGAAACGCCCGCAGGAGAAGAAAGACGGAGGAAGAUGAUCGUAGUUGAUUUUGUGUCGAGCUAGAUAUGCCUAGCGGAGUUUAGAAAAGUACUCUUACAUUGGAAUUUGUACAUUUUGAUUGUUUUCCUUUGCUCACAGUUGAUUUAGCUGUUGUAAUAUUUUGUAAAUGAUCAUUAUUCAGUAGUUGUGAUUAGAUCCCUUCCAGUUAUUGCCUUAUUUUAUAUAUGUGCACAUAUAUCUCUUAUAUUUGGGUGUGUGUGGUUGAGACUAUGAGUGAGUAUAAAAGUGUGUGUGUAAAUUUUUGUUGAGCGAGUGUAUGUACGUCAGAGGGUUUGUGUGUAAACUUGUACAAUAUGUCUAUGUUGCUCUGCAUCUUUAUAAUGAUUAUAUUUUUUUUUUCUUUUUGAUUUUAUUAAAUCUGAGUUGUGUUUAUUUUGUGUUUUCUUUAGCUCGGCAUGACAGGCUGACAUAGUAUUGCUGCUUGAUAUCUUGGCUUUAUUCUCCUGUUUGUGUUUUAAUUUUUUGUCUUAUUUAGAUCAUAUUUGUCCCCAUCCAAGCAUAUUGAAACAAAUAAUCAUUUUGGCUUUAGUCAUAUUUGGUGCCAGUUGUGAAACAAAAGCUGAUAAUUGUUAAAACUUCUACUUCCAUGCACCCACAUAACACUUAAACUCACUCCUGCACCCACACCCACAACUACACCCCCAUGCACACACACACUUAAACUGACUCACACUUUGUUGUGCAUGAUUUAACCUUUUUUGUUGAGGUCGUCAAGUAUUUUUUCCCUUUAAUAUAUCCACAUGAUAAAUCUUACAUCUAAGCCUAGCAUGUUCUGUUCUUAAUCCUUGUUUGUGAAUCUUCAAGCUUGUUACUUUCUUCAACAGUUCAGUGUCCCUUUCUCUCUAAUUGUUUAUUAUUAUUUGUGCAUAGAUUUUGUUUAGGGCAGAUUCUAAAUUUCAUGUCUGUAGGUUUCCCCUUUUGUUUCAGUACAACUGCCUCAUUUGGAGAAAAAAUGUGAAGCUUUAUCAAGUUAUAUUGUUCCAGUGGUUUUCUCCAGUGUUUUGUGUAUCAUAUAUAUGUAUACAGUAUACAGUAUAUAUAUACACUUAUAAAUGUAUCCCUAAGAUUGUUAUAUCUGUAUAUAAGUUUGUAAAAAUCUUAUGAACUCAUCAUUAAUAAAGUUCUAAAGAGUGA